AAAGAAAUACUCCGGUAUUUCUAACGGGUCAUUUCUGGUUCUGGUUUGGAUCCAGCAGUGACAUUCCUCGUUUGCGCCAAUUUCAUCUUCUCUGAGAUCGAACCAAGAGAGACAGAGAAAAAAAUCAGGCAAUUGAAUCAAGAAAUGGCGGACCGCUUCUUUCCGAACGAGAUGCCUAAUUUCGUCCCAGAAUCGGCCGAAGCGGCGGGGGAGAAAGCUCAAGACUCACUCACGAAGCUUCUGCGUCUUCCUUACAACAACUUCGCGGAGAGAAUUGAGAAAUCGGCGAUGGAGCUUAAACAAACGAUUGUGGAGGAGACCUGGGUAGCUAAGGGGAGGCGCGUGAGUGACUAUUCACUAUACACUGGGGCUCUCGGGACGGCUUUUUUGCUGUUUAGAGCAUUUUGGGUUAACGAAGAUAGGAACGAUCUUGCUUUGUGCUUGGAGAUAAUCAGUGCUUGUGAGUCUGCUUCUCGCAGAUCCGGGAGGGUCACAUUCAUAUGUGGGCAAGCAGGUGUUUAUGCUCUUGGUGCAGUUGUGACGAAGCACAUGGGAAAUGAGCAGUUGUUUAACCACUAUUUGGCUCAAUUUAAGGAGAUUAAGCUUCCCAAGGAUCUUCCGGAUGAAUUACUAUAUGGGAGAGUAGGUUACUUAUGGGCGUGUUCGUUCAUAAACAAGAAUAUUGGUCAAGGGAUAAUAAGUUCAUGCAAAAUGCGAGCAGUAGUAGAUGAUGUUGUAAGGUCUGGCCGCAAAAUGGCAAAAGGUGGGUGCCCUUUGAUGUAUGAAUGGCAUGGGAAAAAGUACUGGGGAGCUGCCCAUGGCCUGGCUGGUAUCAUGAAUGUAUUGAUGGAUAUGGAACUCGAACCGAAUGAGCAGGAGGAUGUGAAAUCCACCCUAAGGUAUAUGAUCAGGAACCGGUUUCCCAGCGGAAAUUACCCUUCAAGUGAAAGAAGUGAAUCGGACCGUCUUGUUCAUUGGUGCCAUGGUGCUCCUGGUCUUGCUCUUACUCUCACAAAGGCUGCAAAGGUUUUCAACAGUGAAGAGUUUCGACAAGCAGCUGUGGAUGCAGCCGAGGUGGUAUGGGAAAGGGGACUGCUGAAACGAGUUGGGCUCUGUCACGGCAUCAGCGGAAACACCUACGUGUUUCUCUCACUGUACAGUUUAACAGGUGACGCGAAAUAUCUGUACCGGGCAAAGGCAUUUGCUUGCUUCUUGCACGAUAGAGCUCAGGCUCUUGUGUCACAAGGAAUUAUGCACGGUGGCGAUUGCCCGUACUCCCUGUUUGAAGGAGUGGGAGGUAUGGCGUAUCUGUUUCUCGACAUGUGGGACCCACUCAGUGCUAGAACGCAGUGGUGCUGUCAUAUUGGUGUGAGGUCACCGGAGAUAGCCACAAUCCUUGCCGGAAGUUUCGCCGGAAAAUUUCCAAAACCUCCAUUACGCUUCGAGAAUCCUAAUAAAGGAAUUUCUGUUAAUUGUAGAAUGAGUCAAGAAAUCGCACACGGACAAGGCAACAAUGAACACGUAAGUGUUCACACUGAAGCAUCUAGCUUCACCCCUCCUAUCCAAAACGAGCCUAUCAACCAAGAGGAUGUUCCUCAGAACAAUGCGAAUGCUGGUGGUCAACCUGACUACGCAAUUCCUGUUUUCUUGGCAAACUUGCUUCAACAAGUGGCCAAUGCUCCAAUGUUUCAACCACCACCACCGCCGCCACCGCGUGUAAUCACUUUCAAAUUUCUGAAAGAUAAUGGAGCAGAAGAGUUUAUGGGCGAUCGAAUCGCCGAACCUCAAAUUGCUUGGAAUUGGAUUGAACAGACUGCCCGAGUGUUGAGAGAUCUGAACGUACCGCUUAACGACCACCCGAGACUCGCAUCACAAUUACUUCGUGGGGAAGCCUACGAAUGGUGGAAACGCACCGAUGAAAGUAACGAAACCCCGAAGCCAUGGACGUGGGAGUUCUUCGACUGGGCUUUCAAGAAAGAGUAUAUCCCAGCACGCUUCCGUGAAGCGAAACGUACCGAAUUUGUUGAGUUGCAACAAGGGGAGAUGACGCUUCCCGAAUAUCGCCAAAAGUUUGUCAGUCUUGCCAAAUUUGCACCAACGUUGGUAAGCACCACAACUGACCGUAUUGAGGAGUUCAGAUCAAAACUCCGACCUGAUCUCAGGGCUCAAGUAUCUGUCAUACCAACGGUAGACUUCACGGAAGCCUAUGAUCUGAUUGCUAAAGCAGACAAAGAUCUGAAUGCUUGUAAGGAGUACUUGAAGAAAGAAGGUGCUAGCACAAGUGAACGUCGACCUACAAAUUCUGUCUCGGGUGGGAAAAGACCAUUUCAAGGACCCAACAGCUCACACUUCUCCAAGAAGGGGAAAUCUGUACAAACCCAAUCAGUGGCAUCUGGCAACAGGUCAAAGGGAUGGAAAAACCCAACGUGUAAAAUGUGUGGGAGACACCAUCCUGGGGAAUGUUGGCUUGCUCAAAGACUAUGUCUCGGUUGUGGAAAGCCGGGGCAUUUCCGAAAGAACUGUCCCACAAAUCCUGGAGAGCCAUUUCCACCUGCUCCUGUCGCCAGUCACGCAGCAUCGGCACGUUCCGCUCCAAGUCAACGCUCUACAGCAGGAUCUAAUCCUGCUAAAAAUCAAAAUCAACAGCAAGGACGAGCGCCUGCCCGCACCUAUGCAAUGAAAAGACGUACUGAAGAGAACUCUGAUGUCAUCCAGGGUAUGUUCUCAUUAUUCGAUACAACCAUGCAUGUGUUGAUAGACCCUGGAUCGACAUUAUCUUACAUCUGUGUACCUAUGCCUGACAAAGCUGACAUAUUGAAAGAAAACUUAGAACACCCUAUGCUAGUAUCUAACCCACUAGGACAUAGUAUGAGGUUACAUCAUGUAUACCAAGAUUGUCCGCUGAUUGUCGAAGGACAACAACUCCUUGCAAAUCUUGUUGAAUUACCGUACAAGGAAUUCGAUGUCAUCCUUGGUAUGGAUUGGCUUACUGAACAUCAAGCUGUUAUCGAUUGCCGACAACGGGUGAUACAACUGAAAAACAAUGAUGGAAAGACCAUUGAAGUGAAAGAAAAGCUGACACCCAAACCUACUGAAUUCAUCUCGUAUAUACAUGCUAGGCGCCUCAUCCGCAAGAAAUGUGAAGCCUAUUUAUGUAAUGUACGAGACACAUCAAAAGAAACUCCUGGAUUGAAGGACAUACCAAUGAUUCAGUUUAUAUGGAUGUUCGACGCAUUAGAUAUGCUUACUCAGCUUAAACGCUGAGCGUGUAGUAUGUUUUAUUUGCUACACGGAGGUAAACAAAAUGAAUGAAGAAAUGAUUUCCUGGAGGCAGAUGGGACGAGAAGGUCGGACGGAUGUGUGUUUUGCAUUUAAAUUACUGUUGAAAAGACAUAAAUUAAUUAUGUUUGU
Messenger RNA from Cuscuta campestris, 3411 nucleotides. Lineage: Eukaryota; Viridiplantae; Streptophyta; Magnoliopsida; Solanales; Convolvulaceae. The record is from the annotation of a GenBank genome assembly.